Messenger RNA from Acyrthosiphon pisum (pea aphid), 2850 nucleotides. RefSeq lists its product as uncharacterized. Gene Ontology annotation, molecular function: protein dimerization activity. The record is from RefSeq and is a predicted model, not a curated record. The coding region runs from base 119 to 2830 and encodes 903 amino acids. The transcript has a single exon. NCBI's taxonomy places the organism in Eukaryota, Metazoa, Arthropoda, Insecta, Hemiptera, Aphididae.
GUUUUAAUUUCAUUAUAUUACAUGUUGGUUGUAAAAAUAUUAUUUUCAAAAUGAUAUUUAUUCAUUGUCAAUUGCUUCUAAAAUCGUAUUUUUAUUUUGUAUUAAUUAGGCUAAUAUAAUGUCUUCGAAAAAGCCAUCAGGAUCGUGGUUUGCGAAACAAAGACUUAAAAAAGAAAAGGAAAGUAAAAAAUUAGCAAAAGAUAUUAAUAAAUGGUUAAUUUCUGAAACCAUUAAUGCUAAUAAUGUUGUAGUUGCGCCACCUGAGCUAGAACCAUCUGGUAUAUCUUCUAACCAUUUAAACAUUUCAGAUGUAGAAUCUGAACAAAUUGACAAUGUGGAUUAUUUUAUUGAAAAUAACCAAAUAGAUGUUGUAGUUGCGCCACCUGAGCUAGAACCAUCCGGUAUAUCUUCUAACCAUUUAAACAUUUCAGAAGUAGAAUCUGAACAAAUUGACAAUGUGGAUUAUUUUAUUGAAAAUAAUCAAAUAGAUGUUGUAGUUGCGCCACUUGAGCUAGAACCAUCUGGUAUAUCUUCUAACCAUUUAAACAUUUCAGAAGUAGAAUCUGAACAAAUUGACAAUGUGGAUUAUUUUAUUGAAAAUAACCAAAUAGAUAUUGACUGUAAUAUUAAUUUUAAAGACCCUGGAACUUGGCCACCAAUUACUUCAUCUAUUAGAACAUUAUUGGUAGAAAAGGGGCCACAACAUUAUGAACCAAAAAAUGUACCAAGUGAUGAUAAAGGUCGGCACUUCAGUAAAAAGUGGUUUUAUAGAAAUUUGUCUAAUGGAGAGAGAGUGAGAAGACAGUGGCUCAUGUACAGUGAACUGAAAAAUUCUGUAUUUUGUUUUCCAUGCUUAUUAUUUUCUAAUGACAAUAGAACAUGUCCUUUUUUAAAUAAUGGUUUUGAUGACUGGCAGCAUUUGAAUCCAUAUAUCCCAGAUCACGAAAAAUCUAAAAGUCAUUUAAAUAAUUUUAUAUCUUGGAAAGAACUAGAAAAAAGAAUACAUAUGGGAGUAACAAUAGACUGUGAAUUUGAAAAAACUAUUGAAAAAGAAAAAGAAAAAUGGCGUAACAUAUUGAGAAUUAUAAUUGAUGUUAUACUUUUUUGCUCAAAAAAUAAUUUGGCCCUUAGAGGUACUACUGAAAAAAUUGGUGAUUUGAACUCUGGUAUUUUUUUACAGUUAAUAGAACUUAUUAGUCACUAUUCUCCCAUACUAGCUCAACAUGUCCAUGAAGUUAAGCAAUCUAAUUUUUGUACUAGUUAUUUUUCACCUACAAUUCAAAAUGAAAUCAUCGUUUUACUAGGACAAACAAUAAGAAAUAAAAUUAUAACAAGUAUAAAAGAGGCAAAAUAUUAUGGUAUUAUGUUUGAUUGUACACCUGAUAUAUCACAUAAAGAACAAAUGUCGCAAAUUAUUAGAUAUGUUAAAAUUGAUAAUACUGAGAUUUCAAUUGAAGAAAGUUUUGUCGAUUUUAUACAAUCAAGAGAGAAAACAGGUACUGGAUUGGCAAGUGAAAUAUUAAAAAAAUUAGAAGAAGAUGGAAUAGAACUAAAAAAUUGUCGAGCACAAGGAUAUGAUAAUGGUGCAAAUAUGGCCGGAAAAUAUAAUGGUGUGCAAGCAGUAAUAUGUAGACAAAAUGAGUUAGCCACAUUUAUUCCAUGUGCUGCACACAGCUUGAAUAGAAUUGGAGUCCAUGCAGCAGAAACGUCGCCCACAAUGAUUUCAUUUUUUGGAACUGUUCAAAAGGUAUUUAAUUUUUUUUCUAGUUCCGUUUCACGGUGGGAAAAAUUAACAAGCGUUUUAAAAGUCACAUUAAAAUCCCAUUCAGAUACACGUUGGUCGUCAAAAAAACGAGCUGUUUCUGCAAUAAAUCAAAAUAUUACACAAGUUUAUGAAAUUUUGCAAUGUAUGUCAAAUGAUGAAUCUCUGAGUGCGGACACGAUGGAAGGAGCUAAAUGUCUUCUCCGUUUAUUUAACUUCAAAAUAUUUAUCUUAUUGGAUAUUUGGGACCUAAUAUUAACACAAAUCGACUUAAUAAAUUGUUCCUUACAAUCAAAAAAUCAAACAGUAGAUACUGCUUCAUUUAUGUUAAAAGGGUUAAUAUCGUCUAUAAUGAAUAUCAGAAAUAAUGGAUUGGAAAUCUCAAUAAACAAGGCAAAAGCAACAGCUUCAUUUUUAAAUAUCCCUUCACAUUUUGAAGAAAAACGUUCAAAAAUUAUCAAACGACGUUUUGACGAUUCACCGAAUGAUGAACCAAAGUUGAGAGCAGAACAAGAACUAAACAGAGAAUGUUAUUUAGCCAUGGACUCAAUUAUUUCUAAUUUUAGCAGGAGAUAUGAACAGAUGAAUAAAGUUGUUUCAGAUUUUGGAUUUUUAACAGGUAAUAAACUAUUUAAUAUGAAAUCAGAAGAUGUGUUGAAAUGGUCAAGAGAUUUGGCUAUGAAGUACUCAGACGACCUCAAUGGAUUUGAUCUGUAUUCCGAAUUAGAGUGUUUUAAAAAUCAAGCUUAUAAUUUAAUGGACAAUUUUAAAUCAGCCACUCCUUUAGAGCUACUAAAAUUUAUUCAUAAGUAUUCUUUAAAAGAUGUUUAUCCUAAUAUUGAAAUUGCACUCAGGAUAUUUUUAACUAUACCGGUCACAACUGCAACGUGUGAAAGAAGUUUUAGCAAACUUAAAAUUAUUAAGAACUAUCUGAGGUCUACAAUGUCACAGGACAGAUUGACAAAUAUGGGUAUAAUAUCAAUUGAACGUGAAUUGGCUUCAAAAAUCAACUUUGAAGAUAUUAUAGACGAAUUUGCUACAAAAAAAGCACGAAAAGUGAAAUUUUAAAAUGUAAAAAAAUUAUUUUU